GUGUGUACGGAGUCUCUCCUCAGUGACUGAGCACGUUGCUUAGGGAGUAGGAGAAACCGAUCGUCAUUUAUCACCAAUCCAGGCUAAUUCAGUGAUAAUAGGCACAUAAGGUCAAACUCUGGUGUGCAAUGAAUGGGAUAUAAUUCGAAUAGUGUGCCCAGGACAGAUGUACUUUCUGAUUGUGAUUCAAAUUUAAAACGAGGAGAAACAAACAUCAUAGAGGAACUUUUUCUGGAUCAAAUUAUUAAAGUCAACAACAGUGUAACUCUUCAACAUGUAAACUUAGUUUUGCAACUCCUCUAAUGAAAGCUGUUCACCACUCAUUAUAAUGAAUUCUUUCGUGUAAUCCGAAUAGUAAACAUUCCAUAAAGAGAAAAACUAAUAACAAAAUAGACAAAUAUGGAGGGGUUUUGUGGGGUUAAUUAAUCUGUCAUCGAUGUAGCGAAAAGGUGGAGAAAUAAUAAACUUCAAAGAAAGGAUUUCGCUUUGCCAUAUCAAAAUGAAUGAUUCUAUCGAUAACACUACGACUGUAAUGGACGAUCUGUGUCCUCAUACCGGUGUAAUUUCGUGGUACUCUUGUGUCUUUGAGCUAUAUGCACCAACUGCUUUAUUUGUGGACAAAUAUAUAAGUCCUGUUCUCUAUUUCAUUGGGCUCUUUGGGAAUAUUCUGACGAUCAAGAUUUGGAGCAGACGUAUUCGAAAAACCAAUACAUCGGCAUUGUAUCUGACAGUUCUUGCAUUGUCUGACCUUUUCAUGUUAUGCCUGCAUUCCGUGAUGGAACUUCAGUUUACAUGGGGCGUGAGUACCCUGAACAAACCUACAUGGUGCCCCGUUUUCUUCGUCUUUUAUAUGUUUGCUCAAUACAUGAGCCCCCUUCUUAUUAUGGGAUUCACUCUUGAAAGGUUCAUAUCUAUUGCCAUUCCAUUCAAAGGUGAGCGCUUUUCAAGAAGAAAUCGUGGUGCAUUAGAAAUUAUUGUGAUAAUUCUAGUUUCCAUCUUAUUGGCAGUACCUCAAAUAUUUGGAUGGACCGUACUUCCAGAUGGCGAAUGUCAAGGAACUGGAUCAAACUUUUUCGAAACCUGGAUUUGGGUUAGUGAUAUUCUAGUGUUUUGCGUAUUUCCAGUUGUCUCGUUGGUGUUGAAUAUUCUAGUGAUAAACGCGGUUUCUCGUUCAAUAAAACUUAGAAGGGAUACCGCCCCGACCUACGAAAUGAAUGGAUUCAGUAGCAAACUUUUGAAAACAAAAUCGAAAGACAACAAUCGGGUUCGUUUACGCAUCUCCACGGUGACACUCCUGUGUGUCUCUUUCUACAGAAUUUUCACCGUUAUCCCAGUUGCUAUAAUAUUUGCUUUACAGUACAGAAUUCCACCUGGAGAUCAGACUUUAUCUGUGAGUGAAAUAGGAACAGACUCAACAUGGAGAGCAUUCUUUGACUAUUUCACCGCGAAAAAGAUAAUUGAUGAGAUCGGACUUUCGCAAUACUCCUGUAACGUUUUCCUCUAUUACAUGACGGCAAAUUACUUCCGGAACGAAGUGUGCAGACUCUUUCAGUCAUUAACAGAAUGCAGAGUAAGAAAUUCCGAUGCGAGAGGACGCAAAAGUGGCACUGAGAUUUCGACAAAAGGGACUGUUGUUAGUUUGCGGAAGUCAUUUUAUGAUUAGAGGCUGAAAUGUGAAUUUAAUGAUUUCUUUGAAAGGAUCUGACCGUAGCUUAAAUGAGGCAGUGAAGUAUAAGUAUGUGAUAAAGCAUUCCGAUUUCCAAUUUUUUUUAGAUUUCUUAUGACUUUUCUCCAAAUCGUCAUAUCAUAAUCAUAAAUGCAUACAUCUAUAUGCUUUGAGCAGAACUGGUCUGUUUUAAUGUUUUGUGACAUUAAAUUUGAUUUUGUCGCGCUUAGAAUUUGGAUUAAAUUCAAAUGUUUAUCAAAUAUAUUAGUUUUUUUAUUGCUCUUAUUAGUUUCCUAAUAAAUGUGUAUUUUAAAACUGA
Molecule: messenger RNA, 1985 nt
Organism: Saccostrea echinata
Lineage: Eukaryota; Metazoa; Mollusca; Bivalvia; Ostreida; Ostreidae
Product: rhodopsin, GQ-coupled-like
Exons: 2
Coding region: 500-1663 (387 amino acids)
Biological process (GO): G protein-coupled receptor signaling pathway
Cellular component (GO): plasma membrane
Molecular function (GO): G protein-coupled receptor activity
Source: RefSeq, a predicted model, not a curated record